Molecule: messenger RNA, 1420 nt
Organism: Aegilops tauschii subsp. strangulata
Lineage: Eukaryota; Viridiplantae; Streptophyta; Magnoliopsida; Poales; Poaceae
Product: daphnetin O-methyltransferase 1
Molecular function (GO): protein dimerization activity; O-methyltransferase activity
Source: RefSeq, a predicted model, not a curated record
CACAUCAGAUAGUACGGACAUCAGAUUAGGUCAAGCUGAGCAGAGAAAAAACAGCCAGUGAUCGAUCCGAGGCACCAAGAACAAUGGCGGCCCAGGCACCGGCGAUCGAGGUUCCCACUGAUGCCGAGCUGCUGCAGGCUCAGGCCGACCUGUGGCGCCACACCCUCUACUACCUCACCUCCAUGGGGCUCCGCUGCGCCGUCAAGCUCGGCAUCCCGACGGCCAUGCACAACCUCGGCGGGGUCACCUCGCUGCCCGACCUGGCGGCCGCGCUCUCCAUCCCCGCAAGCAAGCAGCCGUUCCUCGGCCGCCUGAUGCGCGCGCUGGUCACCUCAGGCGUCUUCGCCGCCGGCGGCAAGGACGAUUCCGGGGCGGAGCUCUUCCGUCUCAACCCACUGUCCCGUGUCCUGGUGGAUGGUGUCGAUGCGGACGAACACCACAGCCAGACGUCCUUCGUGCUCGCCGGCACGUCGCCGCACUACAUGGAGGCCGCGCUGGGGAUGGCCGACUGGUUCAAGAAGGACGUCACCGGACCGGUGCCAUCGGUGUUCGAGGACGUGCAUAGCGCGUCUCUCUUCGACGAGACCACGGCGGCCCUGGACCCGGAGCUCGACGCGCUGGUCACCGAAGGUCUGGAAGCCCACGACAACCUUGGGAUCGGCACCAUCAUGCGUGAGUGCCAUGACCUCUUCAAGGGGCUCGAGUCUCUGACAGACUGCUGUGGUGGAGACGGAAAGACGGCGAGGGCCAUCACCAAGGCCCACCCGCACGUCAAGUGCACCGUGCUGGACCUCCCCAAGGUGAUCGAAAAAACUCCAUCUGACUGUGUGGUCAACUAUGUCGCCGGUGACCUGUUCCACACCGUCCCAAAGGCCCAGGCGGUGAUGCUCAAGCUUGUGCUGCACCACUGGAGUGACGACGAUUGUGUGAAGAUCCUAACCCAAUGUAAGAAUGCCAUUCCUUCCCGCGAGGAGGGAGGGAAGGUGAUCGUCAUUGAUAUUUUGGUCGAACCAUCAUUAGGACCUGUCAUGUUUGAGGCCCAGACUCUCAUGGACAUGCUCAUGCUUGUCUUCACAAGAGGCCGUCAACGUAGCGAAAAUGACUGGCGUGACCUCUUCAUGAAAGCAGGCUUCACCGACUACAAAAUUAUCAAGAAACUCGGUGCACGAGGUGUCAUCGAGGUCUACAAGUGAAGCGUUUAUCAAAAGUUUAUCCAAAAGGCGUAGCCUUGUAGUGUGUUUUGUUUAUGUAUGUAUGGGUGGUGUGCUCCGAUGACAAAAAAUAAGGGGAGUUCCUUAUUAUGUUUGCAAGGAUAUUACUAUCAUGUAGUAACAGCUACAGUGACAAGCUUGUAAUUUCUAUCAUCUUUAAUUUGUAUCAUUUCCUUUUUGAAGUAUUAAAUAAUAAGUCUAUUUGUGUA